This is a messenger RNA of Talaromyces atroroseus, 6882 nucleotides long. Its product is annotated as Acetyl-CoA carboxylase. Bases 1 to 6882 code for a protein of 2293 amino acids. Gene Ontology annotation, biological process: fatty acid biosynthetic process. The record is from RefSeq and is a predicted model, not a curated record. Lineage: Eukaryota; Fungi; Ascomycota; Eurotiomycetes; Eurotiales; Trichocomaceae. Gene Ontology annotation, molecular function: acetyl-CoA carboxylase activity; ATP binding; metal ion binding. The transcript is spliced from 4 exons.
AUGCCUGCUACGAACGGAGUACAGGCGAACGGCAGUUCGUUCGCCGCGAAACAUAACCUGCCAUCACAUUUUAUCGGCGGAAACAGCCUAGAGUCUGCUCCCCCAAGCAACGUCAAGGACUUUGUUGCUGCUCAUGAUGGUCACUCAGUCAUUACCUCGGUUCUCAUUGCCAACAACGGUAUUGCUGCCGUGAAAGAAAUUCGUUCAGUAAGAAAAUGGGCAUAUGAAGUGUUUGGCAAUGAGCGUGCCAUACAGUUCACUGUCAUGGCGACGCCUGAAGAUUUGCAAGCCAACGCCGAUUACAUUCGCAUGGCAGACCAAUAUGUAGAGGUACCUGGUGGUACUAACAACAAUAAUUAUGCCAACGUGGAGUUGAUUGUUGAUAUUGCUGAACGCAUGAAUGUUCAUGCUGUUUGGGCCGGAUGGGGUCAUGCUUCCGAAAACCCAAAGCUUCCUGAAUCCUUGGCGGCAUCGCCAAAGAAGAUCAUCUUCAUUGGUCCUCCAGGUUCUGCCAUGCGAUCACUGGGAGACAAGAUCUCUUCGACAAUUGUUGCGCAACAUGCCGGCGUGCCUUGCAUUCCCUGGUCUGGAACCGGAGUUGAAGAGGUCGAGGUGGACAAGGAUGGAAUCGUGACGGUCGCGGACCAUGUCUACGACACUGGCUGCACACAUUCACCACAGGAAGGUUUGGAGGCCGCUCGCAAGAUUGGCUUCCCUGUCAUGGUGAAGGCGUCCGAAGGUGGCGGUGGUAAAGGUAUUCGAAAAGUUGAACGAGAAGAGGACUUCGUGAACCUGUAUAAUGCCGCUGCCAGUGAGAUUCCUGGCUCGCCUAUUUUCAUUAUGAAGCUGGCUAGCAAUGCCAGGCACUUGGAAGUUCAGUUGCUUGCUGAUCAAUAUGGUAACAAUAUCUCGCUCUUCGGCCGUGAUUGUUCGGUUCAGCGACGACACCAGAAGAUUAUUGAGGAGGCUCCCGUCACCAUUGCGAACAACACCACUUUCCAGGCUAUGGAGCGUGCUGCAGUCAGCUUGGGUAAGCUUGUCGGUUACGUCUCGGCGGGUACUGUUGAAUACUUGUACUCCCAUUCCGAUGACAAGUUCUACUUCUUGGAACUUAACCCUCGUCUACAAGUCGAGCACCCCACCACUGAAAUGGUUACUGGUGUGAACUUGCCUGCUGCUCAACUCCAGAUUGCCAUGGGUAUUCCUCUUCACCGUAUUCGCGACAUCCGUCUUCUGUAUGGUGUCGACCCCCACACUUCCUCCACCAUCGAUUUCGACUUUUCCAAGGAGGACAGCAGCUCAGCGCAGCGUCGCCCACAGCCCAAGGGUCACUGUACCGCUUGCCGUAUCACAUCCGAAGAUCCUGGCGAGGGCUUCAAACCGUCAAGUGGAACUAUGCACGAGCUCAACUUCCGCAGUUCAUCCAAUGUCUGGGGUUAUUUCUCCGUCGGUUCCUCCGGUGGUAUUCACAGUUUCUCCGACAGUCAGUUCGGUCACAUCUUCGCUUAUGGUGAAAACCGUACGGCUUCUAGAAAACACAUGGUUGUUGCCUUAAAGGAACUCAGCAUUCGUGGUGAUUUCAGGACCACCGUCGAAUACCUUAUCAAAUUGCUCGAAACACCUGCGUUUGAGGAUAACACCAUCACCACCGGGUGGCUAGACCAAUUGAUCUCCAACAAGCUUACCGCAGAACGCCCAGACCCAACAUUGGCUGUUAUCUGUGGUGCCGUUACAAAGGCUCAUUUGGCCAGUGAGGGAUGCAUUGCUGAGUACCAAUCCAACCUAGAGAGAGGUCAAGUCCCAUCUAAGGAGGUUCUGAAGACUGUUUUCCCGGUCGAAUUUAUCUACGAUGGAAGCCGCUAUAAGUUUACUGCCACCAAGGCCAGUGCUGAUAGUUACCAUCUCUUCAUCAACGGCUCCAAAUGUUCAGUUGGUGUCCGUGCCUUGGCUGAUGGUGGCUUGCUUGUUCUGAUGAAUGGCCGCAGUCACAAUGUCUACUGGAAAGAGGAGGCCGCGGCUACCCGCAUGAGUGUCGAUGGCAAGACCUGCCUUUUGGAGCAGGAGAACGAUCCAACACAAUUACGUACCCCUAGCCCUGGAAAGCUGGUCAAGUUCACCGUGGAUAAUGGCGACCAUGUUAAGGCUGGACAGCCAUUUGCUGAGGUUGAGGUCAUGAAGAUGUACAUGCCUUUGAUUGCCCAAGAGGACGGUACUGUACAGUUCAUCAAGCAGCCCGGUGCAACCCUGGAGGCUGGUGACAUUCUUGGUAUAUUGGCAUUGGAUGACCCAUCUCGUGUCAAGCAUGCUCAGCCUUUCAGCGGGCAGCUUCCCGACAUUGGUCCUCCCCAGAUUGUCGGUAACAAACCUCCCCAGAGGUACGCACUUCUUCAUAGCACUUUGGAGAACAUUCUCAAAGGUUAUGACAAUCAGUUCCUUAUGAAGCAAACCUUGAAGGAACUGAUCGAGGUAUUGCGUGAUCCUGAGCUUCCUUACGGUCAGUGGAAUGCACAGUUCGCUGCUCUUCACUCUCGUAUGCCAGCCAAGCUCUCCAGUCAAGUCGCACAGGUUGUUGAACGCGCCAAAUCUCGACAAGCUGAGUUCCCCGCCAAGUCUCUGCAAAAGACAAUCGUCAAGUUCGUUGAAGAGAAUGUCAACCCGGCAGAUGCAGACAUCCUCAAGACUACUUUGACCCCCCUUGUUAGCGUGAUUGAGCUCUACUAUGAUGGUCUCAAGGUUCAUGAGUAUAAGGUCUUCAUUGAGCUCUUGGAGCAGUAUUAUUCUGUCGAGAGUAGGUUUACAGGACGGAACACUCGUGAUGAGGAGGUCAUCCUGAAACUACGUGACGAGAACAAGGAUGACAUUCGUGCUGUAAUUCAGACCGUCCUUUCCCACACGAAAGUUGGCACAAAGAAUAACCUUGUCCUUGCUAUUUUGGAUCUGUACCGUCCAAACCAACCCAACGUUGGCAACAUUGGCAAAUAUGUUAAGCCGAUCUUGCGAAAACUUGCAGAAUUAGAGUCCCGCGCUGCGUCCAAGGUCGCUCUUAAGGCCCGUGAGCUUCUUAUCCAAGCUGCCUUGCCAUCCCUUGAGGAGAGAGCCACUCAAAUGGAACAUAUUCUGCGCUCAUCUGUAGUUGAGUCUCGCUAUGGCGAGGCUGGAUGGGAUCAUCGGGAACCAGACUUUGGUGUUUUGAAGGAAGUUGUUGACUCCAAAUUCACCGUGUUCGACGUCUUGCCACAAUUCUUCUCUCACUCCGACGUCUGGGUUACAUUGGCUGCCUUGGAAGUCUAUAUUCGCCGUGCCUACCGUGCUUACACUCUGAAGGGCAUUCAGUAUCACACUGAAGGCGAAUCCCCUUUUGUCUCCUGGGACUUCUCUCUGGGAAAGAUCGGCGAGGCUGACUUUGGACUUCCCAUCGCAUCUUCUCACCCGUCUACUCCAGGCACACCUACCGCUGAGGGCCCUAACCCCUUUAAGAGAAUUCACUCUAUCAGUGACAUGUCUUACCUGGUCGAUGAGGAGGCAAGUGAAUCCCCACGCCAGGGUGUCAUCCUCCCUGUCCAGUACCUGGAGGAAGUGGAGGAGAGUCUCGCUCGCUCUCUCAGCGUGUUCCCUCGCACCACCUCCAAGCCAAAGAAGACUCUUGAGUCAAACCUAUUGAGUUCCGAGCUCAGUGGUAAACGCCGACCUGCACCACGUCAAGACAGCAAUGGGGAGCUGUCCGGUGUCUGUACCGUCGCCAUCCGGGAUGUGGAGGAUCUUGACGAUGUCCAGCUUUUCGCUCAAUUCAAGCAGAUCAUUAACGAAAACAAGGAAGAACUUCUUUCUAGACGAAUCCGCCGCAUCACUUUCAUUUGCGGUCACCAGGACGGUACUUACCCUGGCUACUUUACCUUCCGUGGCCCCUUGUACGAGGAAGAUGAAAGUAUCCGUCACAGUGAACCUGCAUUGGCUUUUCAAUUGGAAUUGGGACGCUUGUCCAAGUUCAAGAUUAAGCCCGUCUUCACUCAAAACCGUAACAUUCACGUUUAUGAGGCUAUUGGAAAGGGCUCUGAGGUUGACCGCCAAACUGUCGACAAGCGUUACUUCACUCGUGCAGUUGUGCGUCCCGGCCGUCUCCGCGAUGACAUCCCCACUGCUGAAUACUUGAUCUCGGAGGCCGACCGAUUGAUGAACGAUAUUCUCGAUGCCUUGGAAGUUAUCGGAAACAACAACUCUGAUCUCAACCACAUCUUUAUCAACUUCUCGCAGGUGUUCCCUCUGCAACCCAAGGACGUUGAGGAUGCUCUGGCAGGCUUUGUCGACCGAUUUGGUAUUCGUCUCUGGCGACUUCGUGUCACUGGUGCUGAAAUUCGCAUUUUGUGUACCGACCCGGCUACCGGUGCUUCUUACCCACUGCGUGUCGUCAUUAAUAACACCUAUGGUUUCAUCAUUCAAGUUGAAUUGUACGUUGAGAGGAAGUCCGAGAAGGGAGAAUGGAUCUUCCACAGUAUUGGAGAUGACUCAAAGGUUGGCUCCAUGCAUCUGCGCCCAGUAUCCACGCCUUAUCCUACCAAGGAGUGGCUACAGCCUAAGCGUUACAAGGCUCAUUUGAUGGGUACUCAAUACGUCUAUGACUUUCCAGAACUGUUCCGCCAAGCCUUCCAAAACAGCUGGACCAAGAGCAUUGCAAGCAUCCCAUCCCUAGCUGAGAAGCGACCUCCCGUGGGUGAAUGCAUCGAGUACAGCGAGCUCGUCUUGGACGACACCGACAAUCUAGUUGAAGUGUCUCGCGAAGCUGGCACCAACACACACGGUAUGGUCGGCUGGAUCGUUACAGCCUACACCCCCGAAUAUCCUAAGGGCCGCAGGUUCGUUAUCAUUGCCAACGAUAUCACAUAUCAAAUCGGUUCAUUUGGUCCACAGGAAGAUAAAUUCUUCCACAAGUGCACUGAGCUGGCCAGGAAGCUUGGUAUCCCUCGUAUCUACUUGUCUGCCAACUCUGGUGCCCGCAUUGGUAUGGCUGAUGAGUUGAUUCCUUACCUCAACGUGGCAUGGAACGACCCUGCUAAGCCAGAAGCUGGCUUUAAAUAUCUUUAUUUGACUCCCGAGGUCAAGAAGAAAUUUGAUGAGCGAAAAGUUAAGGAAGUCAUCACCGAGCCCAUUACCGAAGCUGGCGAAGAGCGUCACAAAAUCACUUCGGUCAUUGGUGCUAAGGACGGACUCGGUGUCGAGUGUCUGCGUGGCUCAGGUCUCAUUGCUGGUGAAACCUCGCGGGCUUACGAGGACAUUUUCACCAUCACCCUUGUCACUUGCCGUUCCGUUGGUAUCGGUGCCUACCUUGUGCGUCUCGGUCAACGUGCAAUCCAAGUCGAAGGCCAGCCUAUCAUCCUUACCGGUGCUCCAGCUAUCAACAAGCUGCUUGGCCGAGAGGUUUAUACCUCUAACCUGCAGCUCGGUGGCACUCAAAUCAUGUACAAGAAUGGUGUCUCUCACAUGACUGCUAACGACGACUUUGAGGGUAUUCAGAAGAUCGUGGAUUGGCUAUCAUUCGUUCCUGAAAAGAAGGGUUCUCCUGUUCCAAUUCGACCAUUGUCCGACAACUGGGAUCGUGAUAUCACCUUCGUUCCUCCCCCCCGACAGCCGUACGAUGUGAGAUGGCUAAUUGCCGGAAAGCAGGAGGAGGACGGCUUCUUGAGCGGUCUCUUCGACAAGGACUCGUUCGAAGAGAGCCUUGGUGGUUGGGCCAGAACUGUCGUUGUUGGCCGUGCUCGCUUGGGCGGUAUCCCUAUGGGUGUUAUUGCAGUUGAGACUCGCUCUGUCGACAACGUCACUCCGGCUGAUCCUGCCAACCCAGACUCUAUGGAAAUGGCUACCACUGAGGCUGGUGGAGUGUGGUUCCCUAACUCCGCCUACAAGACCGCACAAGCUCUGCGGGAUUUCAACAAUGGUGAACAGCUUCCAGUAAUGAUCCUGGCUAACUGGCGUGGAUUCUCUGGUGGACAGCGUGAUAUGUACAACGAAGUUCUCAAGUACGGUUCUUACAUCGUUGAUGCUCUUGUUAAAUAUGAGCAGCCGAUCUUUGUGUACAUCCCGCCUUUCGGUGAGCUCCGUGGUGGUUCAUGGGUGGUCAUUGAUCCAACCAUUAACCCCCAGCAAAUGGAAAUGUAUGCGGAUGAGGAAGCUCGCGGUGGUGUGUUGGAGCCCGAGGGUAUUGUUAACAUCAAGUACCGUCGCGAGAAGCAGCUUGACACCAUGGCUCGCUUGGAUGCUACCUAUGGUGAGCUUCGACGACAGCUGGAGGACAAGUCACUCAGCAACGAGCAGCUGUCCGAAGUCAAGGCCAAGAUGGCUGCCCGUGAGGAGCAACUCUCGCCUGUCUACCUGCAAAUUGCCCUGCAAUUCGCCGACCUUCACGACCGUGCAGGACGUAUGGAGGCCAAGGGUACCAUCCGUCAACCUCUGCAAUGGAAGAACGCCAGACGGUUCUUCUACUGGCGUCUGCGCCGCCGUCUGAGCGAAGAACUGAUUCUCAAGCGCUUGACUGAAGCCCAGCCAGCGCCCACGCCAAAGUCUGGCAACAGCGGUGCUAAGUCUGUUAGCAGCAUUGUUGCACCUUCUUCGGCUGUUCGUGAGGCUCAUACCCUAACUCUCAAGGCAUGGAGUGGCUUGUUGGAUAAGGAAUUUGACCAGAACGACCGCAAGGUUGCUCUCUGGUAUGAAGAGAACAAGAAGGCCAUCUCUGCUAAGAUUGACGCCUUGAAGACUGAUACUAUUGCUUCAGACGUCGCUCAAUUAUUGAUCGGCAACAAGGAGGGAGGUCUCAAGGGUGUCCAACAGGUUUUGAGCAUGUUGCCCGCCGAGGAGCGCGAAUCCGUCCUUAAGUAUCUGGGAUCGGUGUAA